AUGAGGACCUUGCCUCUCGCAUACACGUCUAUCCCUAAACGUCAUGCCACCAGUGCCAAGUGUUGUGCAUACGGGGUACUCAUUCUGAGCGACAUCUUUGGCCUUGACUCGGGCGACGAAAUGGCUGAGAUUAGUUGCUGGUGUCAACGAUAUGCGCUAGAGAUAGAAGGUUGGAUACCCGUGAUUCUACGGGAGAUGAGGGUCGACGGGCUUGAGUCUUUGAUGAUGCUCAUGAUCUAUAAAUACUUCAUGGGAGAUUUAGAAUCCGCAUCAUUCCUCGUUUCAGUGACUUCGCGCUUCUUGAUUCAACUUGGAGCCCAUCUAUACCCUUCUUCUUCAGGUGACUACGAUAAGCACAGGAAUUCUCACCAUAUACGUGACCUGUUUUGGGUCUGCUACUGCAUUGACAAAGACCUAUCUCACAGGACUGGCCAACCAUCUACCAUCAAUGAUGAUCACUGCGAUCUCACGCUACCUCCCAACUACGUCCAAAUGCAGAGCUCCAAUAUCCUGAGUUCCAGCCCAUGUCCAAGUCGCAGCUCCUAUACGGUGCCACUCUAUCCAUGGGACAUUCGACUCUCUGUCAUCAAGUCAAAGAUCUACAAUGACCUCCACUCAUUGCGCGCCUCCAGACUAUCGGAAACCGAAAUAUUGAGGAGGAUUCGGCAUCUAGACGAAGAGCUGGAAGCUUGGAGGGUGACUUUACCAUCUGAUCAUCGGCCGACCUUGUCGUUCCUGGAGCAGACACCUGUUGAUGCUCAUACUAAUACGCAGGCCAUCAUGCUCCGGUUGUCAUAUCACCACUGCGUUAUUCUCAUUCAUCAAGCCCGAUGCAGAAUCUUCCAGUCAGACCAACCCAUCGAGAGCUUGAUAGACGACGGCCAUAGGAUAAACUUCCAGAUCCUCGUCGACGCCUCAAGAUCUAUCUUGAUCUACCUGGAAAAAGCUUUGCCUGUCCUGGCCCAUGAAUGCUUCUGGGUCAUCAUCUUCUAUCCGAUGACUGCAAUCUCAACCAUCUUCUCCGUCGCGCUUCUAGUUAACCGAUCGGACCCAGGGAACGAAAGAAUUCAGCUGCUGCAAGGCUUUACACGUUUGAUCAGACAAAUUCCCAUCAAAAGACUCACAGUCGCUGAGAUAUCACACCUAGAGUUCAUCGAGGAGGUCGUGGAGGAGAUGAGCAGAUUAGUGUUACUCACUCCUUGA
Molecule: messenger RNA, 1203 nt
Organism: Fusarium tjaetaba
Lineage: Eukaryota; Fungi; Ascomycota; Sordariomycetes; Hypocreales; Nectriaceae
Product: transcriptional activator Mut3p
Exons: 3
Coding region: 1-1203 (400 amino acids)
Biological process (GO): DNA-templated transcription
Molecular function (GO): zinc ion binding; DNA binding
Source: RefSeq, a predicted model, not a curated record